Messenger RNA from Chelonia mydas (Green sea turtle), 8205 nucleotides. It is a transcript of the gene RECQL, whose product is annotated as RecQ like helicase. NCBI's taxonomy places the organism in Eukaryota, Metazoa, Chordata, Testudines, Cheloniidae. The transcript is spliced from 15 exons. Bases 630 to 2603 code for a protein of 657 amino acids. Gene Ontology annotation, cellular component: cytoplasm; chromosome. Gene Ontology annotation, molecular function: nucleic acid binding; ATP binding; four-way junction helicase activity. The record is from RefSeq and is a predicted model, not a curated record. Gene Ontology annotation, biological process: double-strand break repair via homologous recombination.
GCAACUACUAAUCGGUGCACUUUUUGGCAGUGUCAGCAGAGAGAGGCCAAGGACUGAAUCAUUAUAAGCACUGAACUUUCUCUCAUAGAGGGGAUUCUCAGUUUAACAUUUGCAGGGCAUUUGUAGGGAUGCUUGCAUUGCCACUGCUCAUUCUAUUCCUGUCCUUUGGAUAAAUUGGGUACUACAGUCUACGUUGCUGCCAAUCUGGCUAAAUUCACUUGCUUAAAAAAUUAAGGGAGGUUAUCCCAUUGAUGAUGUCAAUUUCAGAUUCACAAUCAGAUAUAGUGGAUUCUGAACAGUGCCACUGUCCUAUGUAGUAGAUAGCUGUGUCUUGCCAAAUACUUUCUGAAAUGCGUAGUCUAUGCAAUAAUCUGAUUCUGUCCAAGGCAGAGCUCCUUUCAGUUAUUCUGACUCCAUCUUCUGACAAAACAAAGUAUUUUAGCUGAAUCUGUUAUUUGUUCCAUGCAUUGGUCAUGUUUUUAUCUUAUGAUCAGUUUUUAGGAAGCGACAAUAGAAGUUGGCUGGGGGAUUUUUCCUUUUCCUCUCCCCAAAUAACUGUUCCUGCUGAGAGAGAAGUGCUUGCUUAAGCAACAUUUAUUAAUAAAGGACGGGUCCUUUCAACUUUGAAGAUGACGACAACUGUUUCAGUGCUAAAGGAGGAGCUGGUUUCCACUGAUAGUGAGCUGCAGGCAGUAGAGAUCCAGAUUCAGGAACUUCUGGAAAGACAACAGGAGCUUAUUCAUAAGAAGACGGUGUUAAAGAAUAAAAUAAAACAAUUUUCAGAAGAUUCAGAGGCUGGGGAAAGUGAAGAAACCGAAACCUCAGCUGAGGCAUGGAACAAACAAGACUUCCUGUGGUAUGAGAAGAUCAAAGCUACAUUUCGUAAUAGCUUUAAACUGCAGAAGUUUAGGUCUCUGCAGCUUGAAACAAUAAAUGCUACAAUGGCAGGAAAGGAUAUAUUUCUUGUCAUGCCUACUGGAGGUGGAAAGAGUUUGUGCUAUCAGUUACCUGCAGUAUGUUCUGAAGGUUUCACACUUGUGAUCUGUCCUUUGAUCUCACUUAUGGAAGAUCAGCUAAUGGUUUUAGAACAGCUGAGAAUUUCUGCAACUUUAUUAAAUGCUUCAAGCAGUAAGGAACAUGUAAAGUGGGUUCACACCGAAAUGCUGGAUAAGAAUUCGCAGCUAAAACUCAUUUAUGUUACUCCAGAGAAGAUUGCAAAAAGCAAAAUGUUUAUGUCAAAACUGGAGAAAGCUUAUCAAGCAGGGAGACUCACUCGUAUUGCUGUGGACGAGGUUCAUUGUUGUAGUCAAUGGGGACAUGACUUCAGGCCUGACUACAAGUCACUUGGUAUCUUAAAACGACAAUUUCCCAAUGCUCCAUUGAUUGGGUUGACUGCAACUGCAACAAGUCAUGUUCUGAAGGAUGCUCAGAAAAUUUUGUGUGUUCAGAAAUGCAUUACCUUUACUGCAUCUUUCAACCGGCCCAAUCUUUACUAUGAGGUUCGUCAAAAACCUUCAAACAGUGAGGACUUCAUUGAGGACAUUGUUAAGAUCAUCAAUGGAAGAUACAAAGGGCUCUCAGGAAUUAUCUACUGUUUUUCACAGAAGGACUCAGAGCAAGUUACCAUUAGUUUGCAGAAACUGGGAAUUAAGGCAGAUGCUUACCAUGCAAAUCUGGAGCCCAAAGAUAAGACCAAAGUUCACAAGGGAUGGGCAGCCAAUGAAAUCCAGGUGGUAGUGGCAACAGUUGCAUUUGGCAUGGGAAUUGAUAAGCCAGAUGUGAGGUUUGUAAUUCAUCAUUCAAUGAGCAAAUCCAUGGAGAACUACUAUCAAGAGAGUGGACGUGCAGGUCGAGAUGACCAGAAAGCUGACUGCAUUUUAUAUUAUGGUUUUGGAGAUAUAUUCAGAAUCAGCAGCAUGGUAGUGAUGGAGAAUGUGGGGCAACAGAAACUAUAUGAUAUGGUAUCCUAUUGCCACAACAUGAACAAGUGUCGCCGCGUAUUGAUUGCUCAGCAUUUUGAUGAAGUGUGGGAUUCUGCAAACUGCAACAAAAUGUGUGAUAACUGCUGUAGAGAGAAGCUUUCAUUUGAGAGAAUGGAUGUAACGGGAUACUGCAGGGAUCUAAUCAAAAUACUAGAGCAAGCGGAUAACAUGAGUGAAAAACUCACUCCACUGAAGUUAAUUGAUGCCUGGCUGGGCAAAGGUGUGUCAAAGUUAAGAGUGGCUGAUGUUGUUCCUCCAACGCUCCCUCGUGAUGAACUGGAGAGGAUUAUUGCCCAUUUCAUUCUGCAGCAGUAUCUGAAGGAAGACUUCAGUUUCACAGCAUUUGCUACAAUAUCCUACUUGAAAAUUGGACCCAAAGCUGAUCUGCUAAAAAAUGAGGCACAUGUUAUCACCAUGCCUGGGAGAUCAAACAAAAAAAGUGUUGACAAGGUCAAAUCUCCUCAGUCUUCUAAUUCUGGAGGGACUGGUGGAAACGUACGAGAAGACAUUUCUGAGACUAUCCAGAACUCUGCUGCAAAGAAGACAAAAGCACAGAAACGGCGCCAUUGUGAGAACAACCCUAAAACAAAGAAGCUUAAGCUUGAGGAUGACGAUGACUAGCUGGUAGUCCUGGACUGAAUUUUACAGUGAAAAGUAUAUCUAGGAUCCUACCAUUUCCGCUUCUCUGUGAGAACUAGGUGCAGAAGUAUAAUUUGUAUUUUAUUAAUUGCUUCUUUUAAAUGCAAAGGAUUUGUGUGUUCCUCAGAAAGAUUGGGCAAAAAACAAAUAUAUGCAAUUUCUGAACAUACAAGCAGACAAAAAUCUGGUGUUAAGUAGACCAUGGAUAAACAAAGGGUUAUCAGAAUAAUCAGCCCAUAUCUGAUGAUAUGGGUCUGAUGUCUCAUGCAGAUCAUUUCAAUAUAUAUUGCUUUUUUCAAACCCUCUUUAUUUUACAAAGCACACAAUGUCAUAGUAAAAUAUACUGUAGUAAUGCACUUAAACUCAUAAACGUAAAGCAUCCGCAUUAUACCCUCUAGCUACACUGCUUCUAAUGAUAGGAAAAGCAAAUUAAACAGUAUAUAUUCACAUAUACACAACAACAAAUAUAUUUAUCACAUUAUCUCUUAAAUUUCUCCUGCUUGUUGUUCAGAUGGAAAAAUUACCCUUUCAAGAUCUGUUUAAAUGUUAGAAAAGUGUAUGUUGGCUUAACGGUUGUAUUUUCUAAAAAAUUAGGUGCCCAACUCCUACUGAAAGUCAAUGGGAGUUGGGCACCUAAUUCCCUUGUGGGCUUUUCAAAAGCACCUUAUUUAAAACAAAAACAAAACCCCAGUUCCUUGCCCUUGAGCAUGUUUCUUUCGUUUAGUUCAUGUUGUAUUAUUCGGUGAAUGUACAAACAACAAUUUCACUAACGAAUUUGACCAAGAAAAUAACAAGUCAUUACCUUUUAAACACAAAUUGUAGAACUAGUUCAACAUACUUCAGCUCGGACCUCAUCCUGCUCCCACUGAAGUCAAUGGGAAACUUGCCAUUCACUGAUGAAUAAUUAGGCCUAAAGUCUCACAGGAACACACAUACUUCUGCUCCAAUCUGUGCGGUGUUAGGAUGUGGGCAGUAUUCUCUGAUCUGUUGGCGCACCAGUACUUCAUGGAGUAGAUAUGGAAAUGUGUUUUCCAGUACUCACACUGUUAAGUGUUUUAGGCCUAGAAUAUGGCCUACCUUAAAUUUAUCUACUGCAGUAUCACCUCUCAACCCUAAUUUUUUAGCUUAACCACUUUGUCUCUGAGAAACAUACAUAUAUAUUCAUUUAUGCGCACCUGUUAUUUUUGUAGACGGCAAAGAGAGCACAAGCCACUGAACAAUCCCUAUUUGUAAAAUGCUGCUGAUACUUACUUACAACAGCUUAGAUAAUGAUAGCAAACAAGGCAGCUUUUGUUGGCUCAUCUGUCAGAAACUAGGAAGUAAAUCAAUGUUUUUAGCAGACAGAAAAGAACAAAAUUUACUAACAAAGACCUUGGACAAGAUCCUCAGGUGGGGCAAGUUGGCAUAGUCCCACAUGUCAAGGGAAUAAUCAGUGCAGAUUUACACUAGCUGAGGAUCUGGUCCCUCAAAUUCAAAUUUCUACAGGAGAACAUAAAAUCACUUUUGAACUGAUUGGAAACGUUAUUUUACGAGAAGUUUGAGAUGGCACACUGUAGCUGAACGUUAUCAUUUUUGUUUGCAGUGACACCCUAGGAGCUUGAAACUGACAUGUUCCUUUGACUAACUAUUUGAUCUUUAAAUAUGCAUCCAAAGGGUUGAUAAUGUAAGGUUACCAACAGUCCUACAAUAACAAUCAAGAUUAUCAGGCAAGCUGUGUGCAUUAGUCAAUCUGAGAAAGGAUUGUUACACAUUAAGACCAUUCUAUCUGUCAUUCCUAAAUCCUGAAUAUACAGUGGCCUUAUUUAUACUUGGUAGCACUGUGCAAGUAAAAGCAUGUUGUUUGAUGGCAGGAUGCCAUGUGGCCACUGCAGGUUUUGUAAAGUGGCUUGUUGGGGUUCAUCCUUGCCCAUACUCCCUAAGGCAAAAUGCAUGCAUGUGCUUUAAAGUGUAUGUAUCUUUUACAUAUGUAUAUUAGAGAUAGACCCAAGCCCCUAGAACUUCGGUGAAGUUCUGAUCUGGAUCUGAAAUUUGACACAAGCCCAUGCCUAAAAUUUUUCUUAUCCCAUAUAAACAAAUUUACAUUUUACUAGCUGAAUUUUGUCCUGGUGGGCAAUCUGCAUAUCAGCUACUUAAAAUGAUGCUGUUGACAUGAAAAAAUGCAGAUCACUGAAAUUUAGUAGACAAAACUUGCACAAAUAGAUUAAUCCCUUUAAUGGGGUGGUGUAAGGAAACCUCAGGACUGCAUUGUUGUGCUGGCUUACGUUUCUGGGAUUGGUUGUCCAUAGCAGGUUCAUCCUUAAUGUGCUAAGUGUUCUUUGUGGCGCCGAACUAGUUAAUCAAAACUGUAAUAAUUACUGAGACAAAGAAAUGAUGCUGAAAAAUGAUCUAUUAGAUCAUAGGGAAUGUUGGUGGUAGGACAACUGCUCUUGAUAAAUAUUCUGAAAGCGCAGGGAAUUUAGCACAUACAGCUAAAGUUUGUAGCUUUGGUAUUAGCUUUUGACUAUGAUGCCAUGUACAUUGGCCCUGGAAUAGAAUUUGGAACGUGAGUUUAAAUAUUGUUCCAAACAAAACUAAUUUUGAAUAGUCUUCGGCCUGUUUUGCUGGAAAUGCAUUCAAAAACAGUUUCCAAAUUCUGUUCCCAGUUAAGCAUUGACAGGGCCUGAGGCUGAAGGGGUGGGAGAUUUCAUCGUAGAAGGGAAUAUGAGUAGAAAAUUGAGAGUAUGAGAGAUCCCCACCAAACCAUUACUCUUGCUUUUUGCUAUAAAUCCAUCCUGGUGUUUUUUUCCCCACGUAUAAGCUUGCAGAAAGUCUAGUGUUGAAUUUUUUUUAGUAUUGUACAUUAACAAAUCACAGUGGAUCAGAAUUGAAGUGACUAUGGAGUAGGUGCCCAAUUCUACAUCGCAUAUGGCUUAAGACCUAAUAGCAGUACUGGUCCACCUUUCUUUUGUUAUAACUGCAGGAUGACAACUGCCAGGCUUUUAUGCUGGCAAGCUCAAAUGUCAAGCAAUUUUUAAUCUCAAAGAUACGAAUACAAAUGUUAUGGUUUUUAUUAAAUGUAGACAAAUGUAUGUAAGUGGCCUGUAGGCACCUGGUUGCACACUGACAUUCUUACCUGCACAUGUGCACUUACACCGGAAAUAUUUUCAUAGAAGUGAUUGUACUGACUUUUUGCACUGUGUUACAGAACUGGGCAUUGUAUUUCUAUGGAAGCUCACUAUUUUGCUUCAAAAUGUUGUAUCUUGAAACAAUUGCCGUACUUUGUUUUAUUUUGUGUUUCUGGAUAGUGUAUUUUAACUAUAUGUGCUUGAUAUAGAAAAACCACGGCUAUAAUAGUGGAAAAUGAGAGUAAAUCUGAGUUCUGGCCACAGAAAGUUCUAGACUUUCUUCAGUUUCAGAUGAGUCUUGUUCCCUUCCCCUCUCCCCGGCAUCUGCCUCAUUCUGUGCCAUUAUCUCUAACUUGCAAAUCGUAUCUGGCUUACUGUUUAACACGUAGGAGUCUCACAAAAUGCUUUCUUUAAAUUGGCUAAGCAGGAAACUACCAUUCCCAUCAGUUCCCUUCCCCCUGACCAUCUAUGCUGGAUGUCAUCCCAUUCCCCUGGUCUAUAAUGGGAGGAAGCAGCAACUCUAUGGAAGAACCUGACCCAGCAAAUCUUGCUUUGGAGGAGUGGUGGCUGCACGGUAAAUCUGGAGUAGCAGGCAAGUUGAAUGCAGGGGAGUCAUAGGUGGAGCUCAUACUGUGCAUGAACAGGUUGUGAGUAGUAGAUGUUGCAACCAGAUCAGGUAGUGCAGAACCUGUGGGCAAGCACCAGAGACUGGGCAGGAAGCAACUGCAGAGGAGCCUCAAUAAUACUAACCUAUCCUGGCCUUAAAACCUGAAAGCUCCUAUUUGCCUCUAGCUGAGAUUGGAUUGGAGAGGCACCCAGGUACCAGACUUGAGGAACCCUAGCACCCACAGCCCUCCCCUCACCAAGCCCAACUAGGAACCACUGUUGUUCCACCUUAAAUUGCAACUGUCUAAGCCACUGUUGCUAAAGUAUUUGCAACCCUCCCCUUUUGGCCAGCCCUAGUAAAAUGUCCCUUCCUUUAGCCAUGUGUAUGAAGAGUAGCUGGGACCCAUUUGGUCUAAGUGCCUAGAAUUUGAAGUGCCUUCAGUGCUUGCCACAGGUGUGGUACACAUGGUGUGCUACUAGGUACCCUAGAAGUUUGGUGUACCACAGCAGGAGCAGCUGUCAUAGUUAUGCUAUUUCUUAUGUCAGCUAUCCUGGCGUGCAGCUACUUUUUAAACACACCGUUAGUUUGGCCUGGAUGGCUUAAAAAAUGGAUAUUGAGCUGUUAAUGAGAAAUUUUGGUGCAUUUUCUAAAAUUUAUAAAAUUAGCAUUUAGCAAAGUCUUUUGGCCAACUUCAUGAAAAUUAAUUAUGAAGGCUAGCAGUGUGUACAAGCCCAUCAGCAAAAUCUCAAAGAAAUUGUUUAGCCAUCUUUUAUCCUAGGAAAGAAAACAGCUAAUAUUGUUACUGUUUUGGCUAAAUUCUGCAAGUUUUACUAUGGGAAAAUUCUGGACGUUAAUGCAUUUUUCCAGGAUGAGGUUGGCAGGAUUGGGCCUGUGCUGGAAUAUCAGACCCUCUUUCAUGCUACAGCAUCGUUCUCCACAUGCUUCCAUUUGUAAGAUUCUGUGGUACGGUUAGUGAGAAGUACAUUUUGGUCACUUUUUCAAAGCUAGCUGAUGUCUGGUCGUAGAACCUGAAAUGAUAGCUCAGAGAUGUGACCUGCCUCAUUUUAAUGGCUGCUAAUCACAUGCUUAAUGAUAAUAUUUUAAAUGUUUACAUUUAACUGUGAAGAUCUUUAUAAUAUGGUUUUUCCUCUUACCACUGAAUGAUCAAUCAAUUGGGAAUAGCAGCUUUAGCCAUACUAAAGGAGUGGGUGGGAGAGAGUACCACCACUUUCUUCCCCAAACGUGAAGAGCUCUAGCGGGUCACACAAACCUCAACCAGGGGAAGCAAACCCUGUGAAGCCCAAGAGAACUGAUGGACUUGGUAUAUUCAACCCCCACAAAAGGACUUAACUAUAUUCUGAACUCCUGUUAAUGGUACUUGUGUGGGCAGAGCUUAGAAUAUCACUGCCUUCUCCUGCCAUACAUACUUUUACCCCUGGGCCUCAUCCUUCAAACACCGAAGUCAGUGUUUUUUGGUCAUUGACUUCUUUGAAGUGUGGAGUCCACAUUUUUUAAAAUAAUUGCUGCACAGAAAGAGCAGGCAGGUAAUACAUCAUACCAGAAUGUUGGAGCAGGGUUUGGGGCAUUACAUGACUAUGAAAAAAGGCUGCUUGCCAAAGUAUGGCUUUGAUCACCUUAACUCUCCUUUGCUCCCUUACCAAACCUUCAUAUGGAUCUAUAUUAACAGUCCAUACCAACAAAGAAAAUCUUCUCUUUUCUUCUGCAGUACAACCUCCCCUCCUCUUCACCAAAGAAAUUUUUUUAUAGCUGAAUUUAAUAAGCAAGUGACUUCACAUCCUUAAAUGUAGAUUUAAUAGGUGCAGACAUGAUGCUCUGGUAAAUCACCUACAUAUAUAUGCAUUUGUCAAGAUUU